Fukomys damarensis (Damara mole-rat) is the source of this 904-nucleotide messenger RNA. RefSeq names its product eotaxin. Gene Ontology annotation, molecular function: CCR chemokine receptor binding; chemokine activity. Gene Ontology annotation, biological process: inflammatory response; positive regulation of GTPase activity; cellular response to tumor necrosis factor. Gene Ontology annotation, cellular component: extracellular region. The transcript is spliced from 3 exons. The coding region runs from base 188 to 481 and encodes 97 amino acids. The record is from RefSeq and is a predicted model, not a curated record. Lineage: Eukaryota; Metazoa; Chordata; Mammalia; Rodentia; Bathyergidae.
UGUGGCAGGAGUUCAAGAUCCCCUCGUCAUGAGUUGAUCUCGACCCUUCUUGACCAAGGAUUCCCUGGAAGCUUCCCACCCAUUCUCUCCCUAUAAAGGCAGGCUGAACAGCCAGAAAUAGCAGAGAGGCUGAGAACUAUCCAGGAACUAUCUGCUGUCAGUCUGAAACCCAUCUGCACACUCCAAUAUGAAGGACUCCGUGUUGUUUCUGUGCCUGCUGCUCACAGCCACCACUUUCAGUCCCCAGGCGCUUGCUCAGCCAGGUAUGGUCCCGAAUACCUGCUGCUUUUCUUUGACCAGUAAGAAGAUCCCCAUGCAGAGACUAGAGAGCUACAGAGUAAUCGCCAGCAGCAAAUGUCCCCAAACAGCUGUGAUCUUCAAGACCAAACUGAACAAGGAGAUAUGUGCUGACCCCAAGCAGAAGUGGGUUCAGAACUCUAUAAAGUACCUGGAACAAAUACCCCAGACGACAAAGCCAUAAUCACCUUUCUAGAGAAUAACAGAGCCUGAUAAAUGCUUGGUUUAUUUUUCCUUCCUAAGAUGCAUUCUGAAAUAAUCUCAUCAUAGGACCUCAUGGUGCAACAGAAGCGCGUCUGACUCCAUGAAAUAAUCUCAUCAUUCCUGAAAAGGAUGGGUUUUAUUUAAUAAUUUUUAAAAACUGUAUUUGAGUUAUUGAAGUCUUUAAAUAUAUAUUAUGUAUAUCACUCAUUUUUUAAAUGUAAAGUUUUGAGAGGAUCCCUUGCCCUCUGUGAGCCCCCAUCCCUUCCCCUGCCAAGUGUAGGGAAGUGUGACUCUCAGCAUCCAGUAAACUCCUUUCUACCUCCCUGUAAUCUUGUAAGGGUCCUAGAAAAGAUCAACAGUGUGAAAAUGCCUGGUAAUUUUAGGAGGGCCCAAGGUGUGACUC